GUGACGUAGCACAGUCGCUUGCUACGCGCUACGAUCAAAUCGGGAACAUUUUUCAGUGUUCCGCUCUUUUAAUUUUUAAUCAUUCCGGACUGUAAGGAUGUGUGAGAGCAGAUCUCGGGUCCAGGAGCUCGACAUGUUGCUGCACGAAGCCGUCAUCAAGAAUGAGCCAGCGGCCGUGCGGGUGGCGCUGCAGUCACCGGCCGACGUCAACUCAAGAAACAAUUACGGGAGAGCCCCCAUCCACUGGGCUGCGAGUCGAGGCAACGUGGAGAUUAUAAAGUUACUCAUCGCAGCUAAAUGUGACAUUGAAGCAGUAGACAAGUUUGGUAUGCGACCGUUACUGAUGGCUGCGUGGCAUGGACACUUGGAAGCUGUACAAACAUUAGUUCAGGCAGGAGCAUGCUUGGGUGCUACUAACAAGAAACAGAAUGAUCUACUCCAGUGCGCGUGCUCAAGAGGAUCAUACGAAGUGGUCUCGUACGCGCUCUCGCUGGGCUCCAGGGUGCAGGUCACAGACUCAGCUGGCGACGCUCCCCUGGCUCUAGCAGCUCGAUCCGGACACACUAGCGUGGUGGAGUUGUUACUGGACAGAGGGGCCUACAUAGACGCCGUGAACAAGAUGGGACGGACUGCUCUCCACGUGGCAUGUGAAGGUGGCCACCGCAGCACUGUUGCCCUCCUGGUAUCCCGCGGAGCAACACUUGAAGCUCAAGACAACUCAGGGCGAACGCCGAUGCACGUUGCUGUCUUGCUGAGACACACUGAACUUGUCAGGACUCUUCUUGAGCUGAAGUGCAAUGUGGAUGCUGUAGAUAACAACGGGGUAACAGCGUUGCAAGUGGCGUGCGGUCAGGGCUGCCGAGGAAUAGUUGAACAUUUGCUAGAAUUCGGAGCAAAUGUGCAUCUUCAGAAUAAUGUAGGGUCGUGUGCUCUGCACGCCGCCCUUGCUGCCGGUGCCUCGGACAUUGUGCAGCUGUUAUUGGCACACGGAGCUGACCCUACAACUGCUGACCAGACACCAGCAUCCGUGAGUGGAAGUAUUGCAGAUUCGCCUCCAGAAGGAUUCAGAACGGCGGCGAGAGGUUCCUUCUCUGCAAUACUGGAUCUGCUUACUGCAACUACAAACCUAGACCAUCACCAGGAACAGCCAGCUAAUGAGUCGACUAGCCCACGCGAGGAGGACAAGACGAGUGGUCAAUCACCAGAUGUCAACCAAAGAGAUGACGGCGAUACAGCUGAAAGAUGAUGGUCCGCAUCAACCUUAUUGGAUCGCUUGGCACAACGCGGCUUCGCUGCCGACACACGAUUAGCAUUACCACCAACAGGUUGUGCACGCUACAGGGAGCUGUGCUACCGGGCUGCGCAAGCGCACCUCCCUUGCGAUAUAACACCGCAGACCUGCGAAUGCCAGAACUGUAUUGCAAAACGUGUGCCCUGAGUAAUUAUCAAGAAGUUAUUAAAUUAUUGGUGCAAUCAGUUAUUUGUUUAUCAGUUUUUAAAACCAUUAGUGCGAUUUACUCUCGGAAGUGAUAUUAUAUUGAGAUUGACAAAUACCGGUCUCCUACUCGACGUUUAUAGUAUUGGAUAGAUAAUAUUGUCUAUUACUUGAAACAGCAGCUAUUGUAAGUGUAUUUAUUAUUUAGCUGAAUGAUUUAUGACUGAGAUGCGUAGGUACUACAUAAAUAAGUGGUUUUAGCACCCUACAAAUACCUACCCCUUCUUCUUUCUAUCCAAUGUGUGCCUUUAGAAUGAUGAGAUUUAUGUAAUAGUUGUUGCACAUCAAUUGGCAAUGUGAACCUGUUUUUAUAAAAUACCAAUAGAAUCAAUACUGUGUGUGUAUGACCUUAAAAUAUAAAAAAUAACGUGGAUCAGUAUACAAUUUUAAAACAAUUUUAUUAAGACCACAUUCUACAUAAUAAUUUUUUGUAAAAAAACUAAUUUACGAAAUAAGAAAUGUUAAAUCUAGGCCACGUUGUAGUUAACUUAGAAGGUAAUUUUAAAAUAGGUAGAUGUACAUUUAAAAAUAUUAAUAUCAUAACCUUAAUACAAUGGCGCUUUAACAACCGCUUAAUUUUAAGGCCUAAUAGUAAAUUAAAUUAGAUUAAGUAUGAUUUUACAAACAUUCUCUAGCGUUUCUUGACAUAUUAUAAUGAUUAAAAUUAUGUACAAUCUAUGUUAUCUAGAGCUAUGUAUUUAUAUUAAAAAUAAAUAAACACAGCACUUGUAGUUAUUGUACUUACCCAAAAGUUUAUUAUAUUCUUUGUACAUAAAUAUUCGCGAUUGAUUCUAUUUAUAAAUGCUAAUGUAUCCCAAAAAUAAAUGUAUAGGUAUAUCUAAUUAUUGUAAAUCCUACGUAAUGUGUAAUAAUGUUCACGCGAUCACAAGCUGCAAGAUUAUUCGUUAAUGAACGAUUGUGAAUAUAAAAUAAAACUUAAAAUAA
Messenger RNA from Leptidea sinapis, 2440 nucleotides. RefSeq names its product ankyrin repeat domain-containing protein 29-like. NCBI's taxonomy places the organism in Eukaryota, Metazoa, Arthropoda, Insecta, Lepidoptera, Pieridae. Gene Ontology annotation, molecular function: protein binding; ubiquitin-protein transferase activity. Gene Ontology annotation, biological process: protein ubiquitination. The coding region runs from base 98 to 1246 and encodes 382 amino acids. The transcript has 12 exons. The record is from RefSeq and is a predicted model, not a curated record. Gene Ontology annotation, cellular component: cytoplasm.